AUGGGGCUGCCCAUGCCACUGCGACUCGUCGUCGCCGCCGCGGCGCUCCAGCUCGCGACGGCCACGACGCUGAGCGUGUCGCCGACGCAGCUCUACGCCGAGGAGUGGGACGCCACGGCGUCCAUCACCUACGAGGUCUCCGUCGCCGCCCAGCCGAGCAGCGACGUCGUCGUCACGAUCACGUCGUCGAACGCGUCCCUGGCGACGGCGGACGCGGAGACGCUGACCUUCACGAGCGCCGACUACGCGGCGAAGACCGUCACGGUCACCGUCGCCGACGACAAUAAAGCCGGCGCGUCCGAGCACGCCGUGGAAUUCUCGCACGACUGUACAGGCUGCGACGCGGCGACGGUGACCCUGACCAUCUUCGACGACGACUACUGCGCGCGGGACUGCGACGCCGGCGCCUACUCGUCGACGUGCAACGGCACGCGCCGCUGCCUCGACUGCCCGCGGGGCGCGACGUGCGCCGGCGGCUGCGACGCGCCCGAGCUCUGCGCGCCGGGCACCUACAAGGCCGUCAUGGGCGCGACGAACGGCGACGGCUGCGACGCCUGCCCGGCGGGCCACUACGCAGCAGAAUACGGCGCGGCGUCGUGCGAGCCCUGCCCCGCGGGCUACGCCUGCGGCUCCGGCGCGUCCGUCGUCGCCUGCGCCGCGGGCACCUACAGCCUCGAGCUCGCCAUGGACUGCGGCGACUGCCCGGCGGGCAAAGUCGCGGAGUUCGAGGCGAUGGGCGCCUGUUCGGGCUGCCCCAAGGGCCACGCGUGCCCGUCGGGCGGCUACGCCGUGCCCUGCGCGUCGGGCACCUACUCCCUCGGCAACCUCACGAACUGCACGGCGUGCCCCGCCGGGUACAGCUGCCCGAGCUCCGGCGCGGCGCCCGCGCUCUGCGGCGACGGCGCGUUCUCGCUGUCGAACUGGCAGUACUGCGUCUCCUGCCCGCUGGGCCACAGCUGCACGAACGUCGCCGUCGCGCCCGCGCCCUGCGAGCCGGGGACGGCGGCGCCGGGCAACGCGACGCACUGCGCGGCGUGCCCCACGGGGCGCUACACCGGGAACGUCACGGGCGCGCCGCGCUGCGACGAGUGCCCCGGCGGCUUCUCCUGCGACGACCCGGCGGAGGACCCCGCGCUCUGCGCCAACGGCACGAGCGCCUCGGCCGGCUCGAUACGCUGUUCGGACUGCGCGCCCGGCGAGUACAGCGCCGCGGGCGCGACGGAGUGCGCGCCGUGCCCCGCGGGCCACGCCUGCGCGGAGCCCGGCGCCGCGCCCGCGCCGUGCGCGAACGGCACCUUCGCCGAGGGCAACGCGACCGCGUGCGCGCCGUGCGCCCAGGGCCUGACGACGAGCAAGGACGGCUCCUUCUGCGACGACUGCCCCGCCGGCUUCUCCUGCGGCGACGCGAGCGUCGGCCCCCAGCGCUGCGCCGAGGGCUUCUUCAGCGCCAAGGGCGUGAGCCUCGCCUGCGAGCUCUGCCCGCCGGGCCACAGCUGCGAGGACCCGGCGGCGCUCGAGUCGUGCGCGCCGGGCACGUACGCGCCCUACGGCGGGACGAACUGCUCCGCGUGCCCCGCGGGCUUCAAAUGCCUCGACCCGGCGGACCCGCCCGUCGCCUGCGACGCGGGCACCUACGCCUUCCGCGGCCGGGCGACGUGCACGUCCUGCGCGCGGGGCUACGUCUGCCGCGACGGCCUGCCGCCCGUGCUCUGCGAACCGGGCUGGCGGCCGACGGCGAACCAGACGUCCUGCGCGCCCUGCCCGCCCGGCUUCGAGUGCCCCCUCGGCGAGCCGUCGAUGAUCCCGACGCGGUGCCCCGUCGGCACGUACGCGCCCGGCAACAACACGCGGUGCCUCCGGUGCCCCGCGGGCUACCACUGCGGCGACCCGGCGGCGUCGCCGGCGCCCUGCGGCUACGCGACCUACUCGCCGGGCGGCUGGCAGAAUUGCAGCUACUGCGCCGAGGGCCGCCUGCCGUCGUUCGACCGCUCCGAGUGCGUCGACUGCGCGCCGGGGUUUCAAUGCCCCUUCUAUGACCAGGAGGUCCAGCUCCCGUGCACGCUGGGCACCUACAGCGAGGGCGGCCAGGCCUACUGCACGAGCUGCCCGGCGGGCUACGCGUGCGCCGACCGCGCGGCGCCGCCGACGGACGCGGAGCUGUGCGCGGAGGGCUAUUUCUCCGAGGGCGGCCGCGACGCGUGCGUCGCCUGCCCCAACGGCGUCGCCUGCGCGGGAACGGACACGGCGGCGACGAAUCCCUGCGACGCGGGCACCUACUCGCCCCUCGGCGAGAUGGACUGCUUGAAGUGUCCUCGAGGUUCCUAUUGUCCGUCGCCGACGUCCGGCGAGUACCCGUGCGAUUUGGGCACGUACUCGCUGACGAAUGCCACGAACUGCACGGUCUGCCCGCCGGGCUUCGCCUGCCCCGACGCGGCGACGGUCGUCGUCUGCACGGAGGGGUUCUACAGCCCCGGCGGCCUGACGCAGUGCCUCGACUGCAACCCCGGCUACCGCUGCCCGAACCGCGUCGUCGACGCCUUCGCCGCCGGGCUCCGAUACUGCCCGCCGGGGACGCUGGGCAACACGACGGCGGGCCGGUCCGCGGACCACGCCUGCGCGCCGUGCCCGCCGGGCUACUACUGCGACGGAAUGAUCGUCGACGUCGUCGACCCGAUCGCCGUCGAGGCCUACGGGGGCACGGUCUUCGCGACGGCCAAGCUCUGCGACCGGGGCGGCUACUGCCCCGAGAGCUCGGCCGAGCCCACCCUCUGCGACGCCGGUACGUACCAGCCGGACUUCGGCGCGGCGUCGGCCGCGGACUGCCUGCCCUGCCCGCCGGGCUACUACUGCCCGACGAACUCGUCGACGUACGUCGACAAGCCCUGCCCCACGGGCCACUUCUGCCCCGUCGGGUCCGCGACUUGGUGGGGCACGCCCUGCGCGGCGGGGUCCUUUGGCAACCGAACGGGGUGGAAGUCAAAUCUUCAACUCGACUUCAAUGCAACCGCACGGGGCUCCACCGCCAGCACGUACAACCCGCUCGAACGCGCGACGGACGUCAACAACUGCCGCGAGUGCCUCGCGGGCUGGGCCUGCGAAAACAUGGGCAUGUACCGCAUGCUCGACGCCAUGCGCUGCGCCGCGGGCUAC
This is a messenger RNA of Aureococcus anophagefferens, 3150 nucleotides long. RefSeq lists its product as hypothetical. The transcript has 9 exons. The annotation marks the transcript as partial. The record is from RefSeq and is a predicted model, not a curated record. Lineage: Eukaryota; Pelagophyceae; Pelagomonadales; Pelagomonadaceae.